Messenger RNA from Olea europaea var. sylvestris, 2328 nucleotides. RefSeq lists its product as uncharacterized. The transcript has a single exon. NCBI's taxonomy places the organism in Eukaryota, Viridiplantae, Streptophyta, Magnoliopsida, Lamiales, Oleaceae. The record is from RefSeq and is a predicted model, not a curated record. Gene Ontology annotation, molecular function: calmodulin binding. The coding region runs from base 776 to 1903 and encodes 375 amino acids.
UCUCUUUAUACAAGGUGUUCUCUCUCUCUCUCUCUCUCUCUCUCUCUCUAGAUUUUCAGAAAUUAAUUUCUUGUUCUAUAAACUUUUGGUUUAUGUUUAAUAUUGAUAAGAAAUGAACUUGGAAUGAUAUAGAGUCGAUAGACAUGUUGUAAAUUCAUUAUCGUAACUCAUUAUCGCUAUUUUCUUUACAUAUUCAUAUUCGUAAAUGGUAGGAAAAAGGUUAGGUGGAUGCAUAAUCCUACAUUAGACUCGUGUUAAUUUAUACAGGUUUUAAUUGUACCAUUUUUGAAUUUUUUAUAUGAAAAAUUAUGUCAAACAAUUCAAUGUCAUUGAUUUUCCUCAGCAUUUCUUUAGUCUUUUCCUUCAUGGUCCAGAGAAAAAACAGUUUUGAUUGAACAAUUCUAUGUUACUAUGCAUACCAACAAUUUCUAGACCAUAUAACAAAAACAUAUCAUUUGAUUUUUUAUUAUUAUCAGUUUUAUUUUUUGGAGAAAAAAUAGGGAUAUCUCUUCUAAUACCAUAGUAUGUGUAGGUAGAGUCAUUUUGUCUCAAUGUUAUAGGAAAAAUCAUUAGAACACAACGGUGAAAGAAAAAAAAGAAAAGAAAAGAAAAAUACACGACGUAGAAGAUCGUGCUAUUAGUUGUCAGUAGUUGUUUUUGGUUCACUAUCUCGAUCAUGAUUUUAUUUUUGAAUCAAUUGUGGGUGAGGAGAGAUUUGAAACCAAUGUGAUGUUGCAAAUAUGCUUCUUAAUGCAGGUUAUAAAGAAACUGACAAAUGGCGACAAGAACACGAGACACUGCCCUUGGAAAGGAGAAAAGGGGAAGUUCCCCUUCAUACCCAAAAAAAACUCCCAACUUUAAACCAAGCUCUCCUGAAAAAUCUGCAUCAGAUAAAUAUGUACCAAAUUAUCUCAAACCUACAAUAAGUUCAGGUCUUGAUGCUUCUAAACAGCUUGGCAAGAAACCAGCUUCGACUGCCAAUGCCAACAAGCCUAAUCUUGCAAGAAGAAGAUCAUUCGACAAGCCUCCGUCCCCUUCUGGUACUCAAAAAAGACGCGUUUCGCCUAGUCCUGCUAUUCGAUCUUCCUCGUCUUUGAGUAAACCAAUGACUAGUACGCAUAAAUCUAUUCCAGAUAAGUUGCUGAAGGUGCCAACAAAGGAUGACGGUAAGCGCUCUUUUAUUGCGAGACCUUUGAGUACUACCAAGAAGGGCAGACCCAGAAAUAAGAAACAAGACACUGCAAAGAGUGGUUCAAUAGCAAAAGAACAAGUCACUAGCCCUGAUAAAUCUGAUCCAUUACAAGUUGAAAUAGGACAAAAUGAACAAGAAUCUUCAGUUACUGAUGCUGAAUAUGAAGAGACAGUGCAUGAAUUGGGACCUGAGAUUUUAGUAGCGGAAGAUGCGGAGCCUAAAGGUAUUACAGAGCAGGAUGAACCCGAGAAAAUCACGGUCGAAGAAGUUGUGACUAUUGAUCCGUAUACAGUUUCAGAACAGCCAGAGGUCUCCCUUGGAGUCGAGAGUAAAGAAUUACCAGAAGACGAACCAAAGAUUGAAUUAGAAGAACACAUUGUGAAUGAAAACAAUCACACACAAACUGACGAAAUUCUUGAAGAUAAUUUAAAAGAAGAAGUCGAAGAAAAAGAAGUAGCGAUAGCUUUGGAUGAAAGUGAAACUAUUGAUUCUGAUUCUGAGGAACAAGAAAUAAAAGUAGUAGUUGAAGAAGUUAAGCCCGAGACUGAAAGUGAGGAGUCGAAACAAGAAGACAGCGAAAAGAAGGAUUCCUUGGUUUCGAAUGAUGUAAUUGAAGAGACUGCAAGCAAGCUUCGAGAGCAGAGGAAGAACAAGGUGAAAGCACUUGCCGGGGCAUUUGAAACUGUCAUAUCCUUACAGGAGCCCAAGUGAAAACAACAUGUCUAAGGUUGUGUAUUGAACAUGGAUAAAAAUUAAACUUAUUUUAAUCAUUUCGGUACUAUCUAUUUGAGCCUAUCUAACAUGUCAUAAUAGGCUUAACGUUUCUAUUUUUAUGAUUUUGUAUAAAGGAUUUUAGUUAUACCAUCAAUCUCCUAUACGAAUAUUGAAUAUUGUACGACUCACUCUCAAAUCAUAAUGGACAUCCCACGUGCACAAUGAAUUUAGUUUUACUUUAAACUCAAAUUAGUGCUCAAAUUUGAAGUGGUAACAUAACAAAAUUCAAACGGCGAAAGCUUAAAGCUUAAGAGCAGCUUGCUUCUUUUUUAAGAUAAUCAACUCUCCAGGGAGAGACGAUUAUUCGCAUUAUCAUUUAAUAUUUUCUCAUCUGCAAUGCUUCAACAUAAUUACAGGAAGUA